AUGUGCAGAUUUCUUAUUUUCAAAGGCACUGAUCCUAUUCUAUUGGCUCACCUUUUAACACGGCCAGCCCAUUCUAUUAUAAACCAGUCGUAUGACUCUCGACUUCGACUGGAUACGCGCAGACCCAUUAAUGGUGAUGGCUUUGGAGUCGGAUAUUAUCCUAACAACCGCAACGAUCCUGAGCUUAGUGACGGAGGUCCAUGUGUUUACUGCGCCAUUACUCCUGCAUGGAACAAUGUGAACCUUGAGCGCUUAGCAGACAAGACCAAGUCUGAUUUAAUUUUUGCUCACGUCCGCGCAUCUACUGCAGGCAUUCUUUCCGAGUCAAACUGCCAUCCAUUCGUUUACCAUACUCUCAUGUUUAUGCAUAAUGGUAACGUCUCAUGCUUUGAAAGAAUUAAGAAGCGUCUUGCCGAUCACGUUCGCGAAAAGUACUUUUUAAUUGUCCAAGGUGGCACUGACUCUGAAUGGGUUUUUUCUCUUUUCCUUGACUGCCUUGAGACUUUAGGUGCUGAUCCAUCAGCCAAAAAUGGAAAGUUUGAUCCUAAAAUGCUUCGCCAGGCUCUCCUUAAUGCUAUUGAAUACAUUAAGGAUUGGACAAAAGAAGCUAAUGUCCCACCAAACGAACCAAGUUUACUUAACAUUGCCAUCACGGACGGCGACAGUGUUGUUGUUUCACGUUAUGUUACUAGUAAAACUGAAGAAGCUGCUUCGCUUCAUUUCUCGUCUGGUACACGUUUCUUUGAGUACAGUCCUGGCCAGUAUCGCAUGGAACGUCGUGACAAGGGUCAGAAUAUUAUUAUGGUCGCUUCCGAACCUCUCACAUUUGAGCGCAACGAUUGGAUUACUAUUCCCACUAACACAAUCCUCACGAUCAAAGGACAAACAGUUUUAAUACACCCCAUUCUCGACGAAUACCAUCAGCCUGAUCCUUCAGUCACUAGAUCCAGUGGCUUUGCUGAGAGCAAAGGUCUUGUCAGUGCUAUGCCUGUCGAAACUUCGACAGGAGAUGUUCCUCCUUUGGAAAGAGAAGGCAGAAGAAGAGAUUCUCUUGUUGCCAGCUCUAUUGCUUCUUGUGCUUAA
Messenger RNA from Magnusiomyces paraingens, 1083 nucleotides. RefSeq lists its product as uncharacterized. The coding region runs from base 1 to 1083 and encodes 360 amino acids. NCBI's taxonomy places the organism in Eukaryota, Fungi, Ascomycota, Dipodascomycetes, Dipodascales, Dipodascaceae. The transcript is spliced from 2 exons. The record is from RefSeq and is a predicted model, not a curated record.